Microtus ochrogaster (prairie vole) is the source of this 844-nucleotide messenger RNA. It is a transcript of the gene Mkrn2os, whose product is annotated as MKRN2 opposite strand. The record is from RefSeq and is a predicted model, not a curated record. Lineage: Eukaryota; Metazoa; Chordata; Mammalia; Rodentia; Cricetidae.
GGUGGCCCAGGCAUCAGAGGGAUGCACUUCGCGGGGUCCGGAAAGCCUCUAAUUAAGUUCAGGCACUGCGAGAGGUCCAUCUACAGUUUCAGUGUACCCCAAUGCUGUCCCCUGUGCCAGGGGGACGUGGGCUCCACCAGGAUAGAGGAUGCACCUAUCAGCAUCUCAGACCCGUUCUCCAAUGGGCAUCAAGAGAAAUGCGCCUUCCUCCUCAAACCCACGAGAGGGACGUUCCUGAGGGAGUACGAUGGAAAGUCUGACCUGCACGUUGGACUCACUAACACACGUGGGGUCGUGUAUAAUUACAACGCAGACGGCGUACAGCGCGACGAGGCAGGAUGGGAGCAGAGUCUCAGCGUCCCGCUAGUGCAGCCCAGCAUGUUCGGACUCAUGGACCAGUGGGACGUGUACCUGGAAGACUUCUCCACUUCGCCGGCCUGGCUGCCUCACAGGUAUGAAGAGGAUCAUCACAACUGCUCCAGCUUCGCCCUCGCCUUCAUUAACCGUGUCCUUGCCACGGAAGGCAAAGAGCAGCUGGACAAGAGGGCGUUCACAGAGAAGUACGUGAUCCCGAGGACGCGCCUGGCCUCCAAGUACAUCACACUCUACAGGGCCGUCCAGGAGAGGGGCUUCCACGUGGCUGACCAUCCCGAUCCAGUGACAAGCCUCUCUUAGGCAGUUUGUGCUGAAUGCUGCAUGUGACGGCGGUUGGGACAGGACAUUCAGGUUUACUACCUUUAAAUAGUACUGCACAUUUCUAUCUGUAAUGAAUUUACUGUGGCUAAUAAAACUGAUGUAUAGUUUCCUUUAAGUAUUAUUAUAAAAACUUGAAAAAUUAAUAAAA